Messenger RNA from Lentinula edodes (shiitake mushroom), 786 nucleotides. RefSeq names its product kinase-like domain-containing protein. NCBI's taxonomy places the organism in Eukaryota, Fungi, Basidiomycota, Agaricomycetes, Agaricales, Omphalotaceae. The coding region runs from base 1 to 786 and encodes 261 amino acids. The record is from RefSeq and is a predicted model, not a curated record. The transcript is spliced from 3 exons.
AUGUCGCGUUUUUCGCUUUCCCUCUAUAAUCGAAUCCUAUGGCUUUUGAAUAGAGUAGAGAGCAUUGUCAGCAAUAUAUGGUCCGUUACAUUGGGGCGACUCAUUUUUGUCAAGAUACUCGGCAUUCGAGACGCCACAGUGGAAGUUGCCACCAUGAAAUUUGUCCGUCAACGUACAACCAUUCCUAUCCCGAGAGUCCUUGCUGUGAACUCUCUCAUCUCUCAUCAUCAAUGGAAAACGUAUUCUCAAGAUAACAGGGACGCCGUACUAGCUCAGCUCCGGAAUUAUAUCUCUCAGCUACGUGAAAUCGGGCCACCUCCUCAGUACCCUCCCUAUAUAUGCAACAUUCUUGGAGGUCCAAUAAUGGAUCACAGACUUUGUGUUAACCAUCCUUAUGGACCUUAUCGUGAUGAGGAGCAGAUGAAUCUACAGAGACGACAGGGGUUCAGCGUGGCUCAAUUUGUGGAGAUUGCCAAUAUACCAGAGGAAUUUGCCACAGAAAUCAGGGAAUCUCAUGACUUACGCCAUCCCAUUGUUUUCACCCACAACGACAUAGCCAUGAGGAACAUAAUGGUCAGUGGUGAUCGUGUCACUGGCUUGAUUGACUGGGAGUGUGCAGGUUGGCUUCCUGCACAUUGGGAGUAUGUCAAGGCAACAUGGACAGAUUUUGAUGCAGAAGAGUGGGUUAGAGAUCUUAGGGAGUUUAUACCUCCAUUCGACCUGGAAGCCCGAGCGGAUGAACUCAUUGGAUGGUCUCGAUCCUGGGAGCCAAGGUUGGAUCUAUGA